This is a messenger RNA of Mucor mucedo, 885 nucleotides long. RefSeq lists its product as uncharacterized. The transcript has 2 exons. NCBI's taxonomy places the organism in Eukaryota, Fungi, Mucoromycota, Mucoromycetes, Mucorales, Mucoraceae. Gene Ontology annotation, biological process: carbohydrate metabolic process. The record is from RefSeq and is a predicted model, not a curated record. Gene Ontology annotation, molecular function: hydrolase activity, acting on carbon-nitrogen (but not peptide) bonds. The annotation marks the transcript as partial.
CUAGCGCAAGUUACUGGUUGUAAGACACAAGGACAGAUUGCCCUGACAUAUAAUGAAGGGCCAAGUGACGUUACUGCAAAGAUCGUUAGACAGUUGAGUAAAGCAGAUGCCCGUGGCAAUUUCUUUGUCAAUGCCACAUGGCUCUACACUCAGCAAUAUGCUAUGGUUGUACAAAAUAUUUACAAUGCAGGCCAUUUUAUUGGUAUGACCUAUCGUGCUGCCAAUGAUGAUCCUGCUAGUUUGACUGAUGAUGAACUCCGUCAGGAUAUUCUUAGUAAUGCCCAUAUCAUCGAGACUUUGAUAAACGUAGCACCAAAAUAUGUUCGUCUUCAUUAUACAGAAGUUAAGGAUACUCGUACAGAAGGUAUCAUUCAAGAUCUUGGAUUUGUUAUUGUGGGCUAUAACCUGGACAGCCAAGAUUAUUUUAAAAAGGAUGCAACCGGCCCUGAUUCAAUUCAACGAGUUUAUUCCGAUACAUUUAAAAAUUACAAGGAUACAUACGAUGCCAAGGGAUCAUUUAUAUCUAUUCAGUAUGAUUUGCCGUAUACAGGGUCUUUGGUUGCCAUACCUCAUAUUAUUAAUACCAUUGAAGAAGAAGGUUACACUAUGGUUCGCUUGGAUGGCUGUUUAAACGAUGCGACUCCUUACAAGAAAUCUGCAAAUAGCACAGAGUACAUUGGGGAUAAAUUCUCUUUUGGGCAAACAAACUACCAUCAAGGCCAAAAAGCUAUUGUUUUGGAGAGUGCAGACGAAGCUGCGGCUGCUGAUGAAAAAUUCCAGAUUCAGGGUAUUGUGACAGGCGAGGAAAAUGUAUCAAACAAUCAAAAAGUCUCCCUUUCAGCUAUCUUGAUUGCAGUGUGCGCUGUAUUUGCUUCAAUCAUGUAG